Messenger RNA from Gopherus flavomarginatus (Mexican gopher tortoise), 696 nucleotides. RefSeq names its product olfactory receptor 14I1-like. Lineage: Eukaryota; Metazoa; Chordata; Testudines; Testudinidae. The record is from RefSeq and is a predicted model, not a curated record. Gene Ontology annotation, molecular function: olfactory receptor activity; odorant binding; G protein-coupled receptor activity. The coding region runs from base 1 to 696 and encodes 231 amino acids. Gene Ontology annotation, cellular component: membrane. Gene Ontology annotation, biological process: G protein-coupled receptor signaling pathway. The transcript has a single exon.
AUGUCCAACCAAACCACAGUGACCGAGUUCCUUCUCCUGGGAUUCUCUGAUGUCCGAGAGCUGCAGAUUUUACAUGUUGUGGUGUUUCUGGUGAUUUACCUGGCAACCUUAAUUGGGAAACUUCUCAUCAUCACAGCUGUAGCUCUUGACCCCCAUCUUCACACUCUCAUGUAUUUUUUCCUGAUUAAUAUGUCUAUCCUAGACCUUGGAUCCAUCUCUGCCAUUGUCCCCAAAUCCAUGGCCAACUCCUUAUUGAACACUAGGUCAAUUUCCUAUGCUGGAUGCAUUGCCCAAGUCUUUCUCUUUGUCUUCUUUGCAGCAGCCAAUAUCACUUUACUCAUUGUCAUGGCGUACGACCGAUACAUUGCCAUCUGCCAACCACUGGACUAUGACAGAGUGAUGAACAGGGAUGCUUGUGUCCAAAUGGCAGCCAGUGCCUGGAUUACUGGUAUUAUCUACUCUGCCUUGCACACUGGGAACAUCUUCAGGUUACCAUUCUACCAGUUGAAUGUCAUCAACCAGUUCUUCUGUGAAAUCCCCCAGCUACUCAAACUCACUUGCUCUGAUUCACACCUCAGUGAAGUUGGCAUUCUUGGCUUUAGUGCAUGCUUGAUAUUAAGCUGCUUUGCUUUAAUAAUUGUGUCAUAUGUUCACAUCUUCAUGACAGUGCUGAGAAUCCCCUCUGAGCAGGGCUGA